Messenger RNA from Dryobates pubescens (Downy woodpecker), 819 nucleotides. RefSeq names its product cilia and flagella associated protein 107 (gene CFAP107). Lineage: Eukaryota; Metazoa; Chordata; Aves; Piciformes; Picidae. The record is from RefSeq and is a predicted model, not a curated record. Bases 189 to 803 code for a protein of 204 amino acids. The transcript is spliced from 4 exons.
UGUUCUGGCCAGCAGUAACUAUGAUGUAGCCUAGAAUGUGGUUACUGGAACAACAGUCACCAUGGGGACUGGAAUGGCAGCUACCAUGGGGAUAGCAAACACAAAGGGAGGAGCAGAAGAAGAGCCUGCCCUAGUUUGUCCCUGAAGGACAGUUCCAACAACCAGGGAGAGUGAGAGAAAGAAAUAGGAUGGCAUCAGGAGAAAAUUGGUGGAAAGUUCAACCCAGAUACUCAUCUGAAGUACUCAUUGGAAACUGGCUAGAAGACAGGAUAAGGGAUGCCUUUCAGAGCCAUCUGAACGCUGUGGCCAGAGAAGAUGGUUUCCUGCACAUCUCCUUUCAGGGCCUGCCAAUGCAGUGCAUCUUCACCCAUCACGAGGAGCCGAGAAGCCGGCAUUUUGUAUCGGAGUACGAGGACGAAUACAACAGACGCUGCUACGACCCUGUGGCGCCUCCCCUCCGCACCUGGAAUGGACGCAAGCUUUCCUGGGUUCCUCAGAAAGCAGAUUUCCCCAUUCUUGAACCACCCAAAAACUAUGGCCUUUAUGAGUACCUGUUGGAGAAAUGGUUUGGGAAAGAUGAUGGAGUGAUGAAGAGCGUCUACACCAUCUCCUACGAAAAGCCACCAAUUUCUGCUCUUGUUACUCGUCAUCAGAGACAACCAGCUAAACCUUCUCUCCUUUCCAACCAGGCACAACUUCCCCAAAAUAUUAGUCAGACCCUCGACUAUGAAGGGGCUCAGACUCAUCUACAAGCCAUUGGCCAACUGAUGAGAAGCAAAAAUGCCAGUGACACCUCCGUGUAAACUGCUUAGGGGGAUC